Coccomyxa subellipsoidea C-169 is the source of this 1035-nucleotide messenger RNA. RefSeq names its product WD40 repeat-like protein. Gene Ontology annotation, molecular function: protein binding. The coding region runs from base 1 to 1035 and encodes 344 amino acids. The record is from RefSeq and is a predicted model, not a curated record. NCBI's taxonomy places the organism in Eukaryota, Viridiplantae, Chlorophyta, Trebouxiophyceae, Coccomyxaceae. The transcript has 6 exons.
AUGCAGAACAGCUCCAUCGAUGUCGAGCUGCUUGAGCAGCCGAUGGACUGCUGCUUCCAUCCUACAGAGAUGCUGGCAGCUGUGGGCUUGAUCGAUGGCCGAGUGCAAGCUUUCAGAAUGACCUCGGCUGGAGAGCCCAGCACGUCCACUGCCGAGGAGGUGGUGUCGAAGAAAGCACACAAAGAGUCCUGCAGAGCUGUGCGCUUCACUGCAGAUGGCGCCAGGCUCCUCACUGCUUCUGCAGACAAGAACAUGAAGGCAAUAGACCUGGGGUCAGGGAAGGUAACGCGCUGGCAGACAGACGCGCACGAAGCGCCGAUAAACUGCAUUCACCCGCUCGCCAGUGGCUUGGUGGCUUCGGGGGACGAUGACGGCUGUGUGAAGCUGUGGGACGGCCGCCAGAGCGCCGCCGUGGCUGAGUUCUCCGAGCACACUGACUUUAUAUCCGAUUUUGCGUAUCAGCGAGACAACUGCCUGGUUGCCACGAGCGCGGACGCCACAAUCAGCAUCACAGACCUGCGGACACGAAAGCUGCGCGCGCGAUCUGAGGACGACGCGGACGAUGAGCUGCUGGCGGUGGCGGUGGUUAAGAGCGGCAAUAAGGUGGUGACUGGGAGCCAGAUGGGCGUGCUCAGCCUCUUCAGCUGGGGCUACUUCAACGACUGCUCCGACCGUUUCCCAGGUCACCCAAACUCCGUAGACGCAGUUGUAGCGUUCGACGAGGACACAGUGAUCACUGGCUCGCACGACGGCCUGAUCCGUCUGAUCUCCAUUCUGCCCAACCGCAUGCUGGGCGUUGUUGGCGAGCACGGUGACUACCCCGUUGAGUCAUUGGCGCUAUCACCCGGCCGCAGCCGCCUCGCCAGCACCAGCCAUGAUGCCGUGCUGCGCUUGUGGGAUCUCUCAGCUUUGCACGAGGAAGAUGACGGGGAAGAUGAGGCUGCAGACACGGUGCGCUGCUGCACGUGGAUCUUGAUGGUUUAUUUUUUGUGUGGCAAAGUGAGUACGUGCCUUGAAACCCUGAACCCUGAAUAG